AUGAUCAAGCCAACAAUCGCCGUUCUGGACCCUUAUCAUCCUGAAGCUCUUGCUAAGCUGAAGAACAACGAUGAAGUCGAAGUACUGGUACGGCCUGACUCUUCGCAAGAAAUUAUCUACGAGCGAGCCAAUGCAGUCAUGCUUCGCAGCGAUUCACGUUUAACAACUUCAGAGUUUGAGAAAUAUAGCCAGCUCAAAUACGCCGUCAAACAAGGUGUGGGCGUCGACAAUAUCGACCUCGAUGCAGCAGUCAAGGCAGGUGUGGAAGUAUACAACACGCCUGGUCUGAACAGCGAAGCUGUCGCAGAACUCGCGCUGUCGUUGGCACUAUGUCUUGCCAGAAGAGUUUGUGAGGUCGAUCGAGCUAUACGAGACAGGAGGACCGUCAUCCGCAGUCAAACUCUUGGCAGAAGUCUUUCCAGGAAAGUGCUCGGUAUCGCAGGCAUGGGCAACAUUGGCCUAGCAUUCGCUAAGAAAUGGUUCGCAGCCAUGGAAGGUACCAUCAUCGCAUACGACCCAAAUCACAAGGGCUCUUCGUGGUCAGAUAUCUUCGGGUCUCGAAUGCGACAGGUUCAUGAUCUGGGAGACCUGCUCAAAGAGGCAGACGUAGUCUCACUUCACGUACCAUUAACGAAAGCGACAACUGCCCUCAUAUCUCGUAGAGAGUUCGCGCAAAUGAAACAAGACGCCAUCCUCCUCAACUGUGCUCGAGGUGGUGUUGUGGACGAGGCUGCCUUGCUCGAGGCUCUGGAUUCAGGCAAAUUGUUAGGCGCAGGACUUGAUGCAAUGGAAGUUGAGCCACCGACUCAAGAGGUUUACGGCUCGCUGCUCAGCCAUGAGAACGUCAUACUGACGCCGCAUAUUGGUGCUUCGACGGUGGAAACUCAAGCACGUAGUGGUGUAGCAGUGGCAGAACUUGCUGUGAAUCUGGUAUUGAGAAAUGGUGGAGGUAAUAGGGUAGUAUAG
This is a messenger RNA of Lithohypha guttulata, 966 nucleotides long. RefSeq lists its product as uncharacterized. The transcript has a single exon. NCBI's taxonomy places the organism in Eukaryota, Fungi, Ascomycota, Eurotiomycetes, Chaetothyriales, Trichomeriaceae. The record is from RefSeq and is a predicted model, not a curated record. Gene Ontology annotation, molecular function: oxidoreductase activity, acting on the CH-OH group of donors, NAD or NADP as acceptor; NAD binding. Bases 1 to 966 code for a protein of 321 amino acids.